AUGCCAGACAAAUGGUUUCUACAAAUUGAGGCCACCUUUCAGUCGUACAAGACCACAUCUUAUGUCGCUCUUAGAAAGACUGCCGUCAACCCGCCUAAGCCCAUGAAACCCCUCUACUGGACACGCAUAGUUACGCCAGCACCACCCCCUAGGAUUACAACUCCGCAAGCCAGUACUGACUCUAGCGGUAGCUCGCCCGACGAUGUUACCGACUCAGCAGCGCCCAAGGAAAUCUGGCAGGAGAUCGAAGAAACAAAUCUCGAUAACAUCGACGAAUUUACCGAACUCUUCUCACGGCAGGCUGUGGUACCCGUUAGCAAGCCAAAAGAGAAGAAGGUGGUACGUGUGAAGGCUAUAAAAGUGUUGGAUAGUAAGCGUUCUCAGAAUGUCGGCAUUGUGUCGCGUAGUCUACACGUCGACUUCUGUGAGAUCGAACACGCGAUCUACCAUGUGGACACAUCGGUUGUAAGCUUAGAGACAUUACAGCAGAUCAUAAACAUUAAGGCAACAAACGAGGAGUUGGAACUGAUCAAAGAGGCAGCGCAAAGCGACAUACCACUCGAUUAUCCGGAGCAAUUCCUGCUCAAAAUCUCACAGAUCUCAAUGUCUACAGAGCGUAUCUCAUGCAUUGUCUUCCAAGCCGAGUUCGAAGAGGCAGCAACGGUAAUUGCGCGAAAAUUGGAAGUUGUUGCACAGCUUUCGCAGUAUUUGAUUGAGAGCGAAGACCUUAAGCUGAUCUUUGCCAUAAUACUCACACUGGGAAAUUAUAUGAACGGCGGGAAUCGACAGCGAGGGCAAGCGGAUGGUUUCACAUUGGAGAUAUUGGGAAAGCUCAAGGACGUAAAGUCCAAAGAGUCACAGACGACGCUGUUGCAUUUCAUUGUACGAACCUAUAUCAGCAGACGACGCAAGGAAGGAGUGCAGUUGCUAGAGAUGACCCUACCCAUACCCGAACCGUCAGAUGUGGAGCGCGCAGCGCAAGUGGAUUUCGAUGAGGUCAAGCAGCAUAUAAUAGAAUUGCAUAAGAAAUUGAAAGCGAACAAAAAGACAACGGAGCGCGUGGUUCUAGCCUCAACUCCAGGCACUUUGGAACCAUUCAAAUCGAAAAUGGAGGAGUUCAUUGAGAGCGCAACAAAGACAAUCGAUAAACUCUACAAAGACUUGGAUGAGUCGCGAGAGAUGUUCAUCGAAACGAUGCGCUUCUAUCACUACACGCCCAAAUCUCGCGCCUUGGAACAAUGCACGCCCGAUCAGUUCUUUGAGUAUUGGACGAACUUCACCAAUGACUUUAAGGACAUUUGGAAGAAGGAGAUUGCCACGUUGUAUGACGACUUGUUACGCAAGUCGAAGCAAAUUCAGACACAAUCACGCAAAAAUGUUAAAACCACAAAACUGAAGCCAGGCGGCCUUAAGGAACGUAUCCUGCGUUUGAGUAAAAAGUAAAACAAAACUACAGCAGCUCAAUGUAAUGUAAUGCGAAAUAAAAUAUAGAAAUUUUAAUAUAUAUUAUGCAGUUUAUAGCAUUUGUUUGAAAUCGUACGAAAAUGCUUUCAUGCAUAACUUUGUUGCUUUAUAGCGUGUUUUCACUAGCUAAUUGAGUAUUAAAUUUUUUCCAAAUACAAACAAACUUUAGCUUACAAGAAAUGCACACACCAAUCGGAACGUACGUACAUACUUAUACAUACAUACAUACAUACAUACAUACAUACUUAGAAAGUAGCCUUAUAUUAAAUUUAGCAAAUAGACUAAUUUAAGUUUGUAUAUGAAAAAUGAUUAAUUUCCAUUUUUUUAAAUAAACAAGUACAUAACUACAAAUAUUUAUUUUGGAAAUGCUAAAU
Messenger RNA from Rhagoletis pomonella (apple maggot), 1838 nucleotides. Its product is annotated as protein cappuccino-like. NCBI's taxonomy places the organism in Eukaryota, Metazoa, Arthropoda, Insecta, Diptera, Tephritidae. Gene Ontology annotation, cellular component: actin filament; cytoskeleton; cytoplasm. The transcript is spliced from 4 exons. Gene Ontology annotation, molecular function: microtubule binding; actin filament binding. Gene Ontology annotation, biological process: cortical actin cytoskeleton organization; actin nucleation; actin filament network formation. The record is from RefSeq and is a predicted model, not a curated record. Bases 1 to 1443 code for a protein of 480 amino acids.